Molecule: messenger RNA, 974 nt
Organism: Porites evermanni
Lineage: Eukaryota; Metazoa; Cnidaria; Anthozoa; Scleractinia; Poritidae
Source: the annotation of a GenBank genome assembly
AUGAGACUGACUAGACCAUCACUGUACACCAGUGUCCCUGUAACAAAUGAAUCUCAAGAUCUGCCAGGUAAAUCACAUUUCUUGUAAAAAAUUUUUAUUAGAAAACUAGGUGAAUCAGGUUUCAUUAUUUUAGGGUCAUUAAACUAAGAAAACAGACCUGAAACUUUAUUCACUCAGCUUCCUCACCCUAGUCACCAAACUUAAGAGUCAUUCGGUAUUCUGCAUUUGUCAAAUGCUGAAUCAGAUGCAGAAUGCCAAAUGACUCUGCAGUUUAGUAAAUAGUGUUAGAAGGUUGAGUGAAUCAGGGUCAUUAUUCUGGGAGUGAAAAGUAACCUGAAACUUGAUUCACUCAGUUUCCUAACCCUAAUUGCCCAACUUCAGAGUCAUUUGGCAUUCUGCCUACGGUAUCAGUGGUCAGCGAAAUACCCCUCCCAGUACAGGUGUCACUUUACCCUGUGAACAACCAUGCAGCAGCCUGUUUUAUCAUGACAAGCAUCUUUUUCAUCACUAACUGUAAAUUUUAUUGCAUGCAGAAAUUCCCCUGGCCAUUAGUGAUAACCCUGGACUCUACUUUAUUAUUUUUUAUUGCAACACCUUAGAAAGGUUCUUCAUCAUAGGGCCAUUUUUGUAGCGUAUCGAAUAUCUAUCUGGCUGGCAUUUAUACCACAUUCCAGUAUUAUUCUUGUUUAUAUCAAUUUUCACCAGCUUUUUAUCAAACCCAACAUAUACAGUAAGUAAUACAUGUGUAUUUAGCUAAUAAUAAUGAUGAUAAAAUACUAAUAAUCAUAAUCAUAAUAACUAGUAUAAUAAAAUAUUAUUAUAAAUUAUAAUGAUACACUGUAUAAUAGUUGGUAAAAUGGUUUUUCUUAGGAGAUACAUUUGAGGAUGCUCAUCUAUCCGAUAUAACUUCAGUAAAAGGACUCAGUACCUUUGCUUUAGGGGAAUUAUUUGUUUUGCCACAGACAUUCGGGUAA